This is a messenger RNA of Neocloeon triangulifer, 1145 nucleotides long. It is a transcript of the gene Yeti, whose product is annotated as craniofacial development protein 1. NCBI's taxonomy places the organism in Eukaryota, Metazoa, Arthropoda, Insecta, Ephemeroptera, Baetidae. The transcript is spliced from 6 exons. The record is from RefSeq and is a predicted model, not a curated record. Bases 192 to 989 code for a protein of 265 amino acids.
UGCGUUUCCGGCAAAAUAAAGUAAAUAAAAGUUGAGGAAAGAGAGAGAAGAACAGCAGACAGCCGUAGGUAGAUCAGCGUGUCCAGCGUAGACAGAGUUGAGGGUUGCCCGUGAGCUCGCUCGAAGACCUACUUUUUGAUCUAAGAAGAGAUAAGUAUCGAAUUUUCCUUCAGUCUCGUUGAAACGCUACAAUGUCGAAUCCGGAGGAGAACAAAGAGAUGGACAGUGAUAGCAGCAACGACGAGGAUUAUGUUCCAGAGGGAGAGUAUCAAGAGCUCUCAGAAGAAGAGUCUGGCUCUGAAAAUGAGGAUGAAAGCAAUGCACUUUCAGACUGCGAGGAAAACGCAGGGGUAAAGCGCAAAUCAAAGAGCAAGUCAAGAAGGUCAAGGAAAAGGGCAAAAACAACGGUGGCUGAGGAUCCUGGGGAGAAUAAGGCUGUGAAGGUAGCGAGCGAAGAGGAGGUGAAAAAAAAGGCUGAUGAUAUUUGGGCUGCAUUUAAGAAGGACACUGGUGCAUUAUUCUGUAAUGGUGUCAAUGAGGUCAAAAAGCCUGAAGAAGAAAAAGACGCAGCUUUCAAAAGUAUGGAAGAGAAGCCCCUCGGUGAUAGCAGCAAGAAAGAAGAGCAACAAAAAAUAUACGAGUUUGCCGGAGAAACGCAUGUUUUGACUGGAACAUCUACCCUGAAGCCAAUGCAGCAGUCAAGUGGUCAAGCACCUCCAACCUUUGGGGCACAUAGAAGCCGCGGAGGCGGUUUGGCUGGACUUAUGUCCCAAUUAAAGGGCAAAGGCACCAAACUCAGCACUUUGGAAAAAUCGAAGCUUGACUGGCAGAACUUCAAGAGCAAGGAGGGUCUGGCCGAGGAAAUCCAAACCCAUAAUCGCGGCAAGCAAGGAUAUUUGGAACGACAAGACUUUUUGGAGAGAGCUGAUCAUCGGCGUUUUGAGAUUGAAAAACAAAUGAGAGCAACAGCCAGACGAAGUAACAACUGAAAAAACCUGCAAUUUCCCAGAAAAAUGAUCUUCAUCAUGUGUAUGGCUCAGUAUAUUAUCUGAAAAUAUCAUUAAGGAAUGCAAAUAUGAUAACAAAUUUAAUUGUGAAGGACAAAUUACACAUAAAACAAUUCUCCCCUAACCUCGGCAAACAAU